Messenger RNA from Aspergillus bombycis, 252 nucleotides. RefSeq lists its product as uncharacterized. The record is from RefSeq and is a predicted model, not a curated record. Lineage: Eukaryota; Fungi; Ascomycota; Eurotiomycetes; Eurotiales; Aspergillaceae. The transcript is spliced from 3 exons. Bases 1 to 252 code for a protein of 83 amino acids.
AUGAAGUUCCUGCAUACCGUUGCCCUUAUUGCUACCUUGACCGUCGCCAGCGCUACGCCGACUGGUAGUACUCCGUCCCAAUGCACUACCGCGCAAGCUAAUAAAUGCUGCACUGGCUUGACUAACGGCAUUUUGAAUCUGAAUGUUCUCCCCGCGCUUUGUCUCCCUCUCGUUGGAAGUUGCAACAACCAGGCAGCCUGCUGCGAGACUAAUGGCAUUGGCCUUUUGAACUGCCUCACUGUUCAGGUUUAG